Patella vulgata (common limpet) is the source of this 2298-nucleotide messenger RNA. RefSeq lists its product as uncharacterized. The record is from RefSeq and is a predicted model, not a curated record. NCBI's taxonomy places the organism in Eukaryota, Metazoa, Mollusca, Gastropoda, Patellidae. Bases 7 to 1674 code for a protein of 555 amino acids. The transcript is spliced from 6 exons.
UUGACAAUGGAUGCCAAUCUGUUGUUAAGAUAUAGAAAGUAUUUGAUGUCUAUAGAAAUGAUAUAUUUAUGUUUGAUGGUUAUCAUAUCAGCAAUACAAGCCAUAGUUAUAGAUGUACCUGCUACAGCUGAUAGUCUAAGGGGGAAGACAGUGUAUACAUUAUUUACUGACAAGAGAACAUGGAAGGAGGCAAGAGAAGUGUGUCGAAAUCAUGGUGGAUAUUUGAUUAAUAUCGAAACAGAAGAAAAAUAUCAAAGAUAUCUGUCUUUGAAAACCAGUGGAACACCAAAUUUUCGUACAUAUAUUGGGACUCCGUGGAUCGGUUUAUAUUGGACAUCAUCGACUUCAAGACAUUGGGAUGGUCCGGGAUGUCCACCUCCCGAGACGCAUAUGUCAGCAUCGGAUCACUGGAGGAAUGGUAAUGAUUUCAGUUAUACGUCUGGUAAAAGGUGCUAUAGAGAGAUAGGGAAUGAGUUUGAUAGCCAAGAUUGUGACAAUGAGAAGACAUUUAUUUGCGAGCAUUACACAAAUGACACGUGUGGUUAUGAAGAGUCGACGAUGACAACAUUUACAGUUAGCGGUCUUGGCAAUGAGUCAACAAUAUUGAAUGAGUGUAAAUCUAGCUGUGAUAAUACACCUGGCUGUUUCCUGACGAGUAAUCUACGCAACGUAUGUUUGAUGCUGCUAGCUACAGAUGUCAGUAACUCAACAAUUGCCAUUAAAAAAUGUUCAUAUGAGACUGCAAAGGUCACUGGGUCACAAAAUGUACCCAGUGAUGAUACUGAUCCUACAGAUUGUGCUACAACAACAUCGAGUUUAGUGUCAUCUAUGAUAACAUAUCCAGCGGUCACGGGUAUCAUUACAGAAACGUCAACGACUACGUUAUUGAUCACGAUAACAUCUGCAGGGACGUCCAAUUGCAUAGUAACGGACUCUUCGAGAAUAGAAGCUUUAACAACUCCCGAACUGACGACAGAAAACAUCACAACAGGGGUUCCUACUGCGUCCGUAGUAUCAAACAUUAUACCUGAAACGACUACGUCAUCGAUCAUGAUAACACCUACAGAAACCAUUGCAGCUGGGGUUCCUCACGUUACCCAAAUAGUGGGAAACAUUAUUACAACGGUAGUACAGAUUAGUACUGUGACAAUUGGUGGCCCCUCAUUGGUCGUUUCCACGGUAACAGAAACACAGACCCAAUCUUGUGAAACUGUAACCGUUGACGUCGCUGGAUCGUCUUCGUCAACAGAUAUGUACUCUCCAGGGAUGGCCCCAGCUAUCGACACAACCAUACAGUCAUCAUUUGAUUCUCUUCAAGUUAAUGAGACAAUUUCUUCAAGUCCAAAUGGGAUUAAAGGCACUAUUGGUUCCGACGGGAUUAUGAGAACAUUGAUGUGUCGUGACGUCAUCGUUGUGACCCCUGACCCCGUCGCAGAGCAAGCGGCAGUAAAAAGUAUCGUGAACAAGUUAACGGUUGACAAGAAAAACAUAUCUGCUGUCGUUCAGAAAAAAGUAAGCGCACAAGAUAAACGGUCCAGUUCUGUUGCUAUUGGUUACAUGGGAAUAGGUUUUCUGAUAAUCCCGUUUCUUUUAAUCUUUGCUGUAGAUUUACCGACAUGCCUUCAGGGCGGAAGGGACGUCAUCAAAUUAUGUAAGGAUGAGGAUAUAUUUUAAUCUGUAGAUGUCAGAUAUAAUACAGAGAAUAUAACUAUCAACAUUUUGUGUGGACGACUCCUGAAACACUUUAUUCAAGUCGCAAGGAACUAUCUGAAGAUAUGUAAAGUACUUUUCCAGCUGUCCCCUGACGUUAGAUUAUGGAAGACCAAACAGCUCUAUAUAUAUAGUGUUCGUAAUUCUUAGUUUUUGAUUCUCAGUUCAAUAUUUUGUGUUGACGACUUCUGGGACACUAUUAGUCACAAGGAACUAUCUGAAAAUCUGUGAUGUGGUUUCCGGGUAUCCCCUGGCGUUAGAUACGAACUUCUUGAUUAGCAAUCACUUUGCGCCUGGAUAAUGUGUCUACAACUGAGACGGUUGUGUGAAAUCUUCGCGUUUAACUUUCAUUUAUUGACGAACGUUUAAAACCGAAACCACGUCACGUGAUAUAAAGCGUUAAACCAUUCGGCGACCUAAACCCUUACAGGGGCUAAGUGAAAGGGACGCAAUUACGAAUUUGCAUCAUGAUUUUGAGUUUUUGCUCCCCCUUGAGUUUUUGCGCCUCCUCGCAAAUGGCAAAACACCACACAAUUUCAAUGCGAGUUUCAACAUUAUAAAACGCAUUUUAUCAGAAUGUUUAUUCAU